This is a messenger RNA of Rhizopus microsporus ATCC 52813, 1041 nucleotides long. RefSeq lists its product as uncharacterized. Bases 108 to 872 code for a protein of 254 amino acids. NCBI's taxonomy places the organism in Eukaryota, Fungi, Mucoromycota, Mucoromycetes, Mucorales, Rhizopodaceae. The transcript has 4 exons. The record is from RefSeq and is a predicted model, not a curated record.
AGCAAAGUGACAAGACAAGCGAUACAGAAACAGCUCGACAAAAUGAUUUAGUGACGAUAGAUAAUGAUGUAAGGGAAGCUCUAGUAGACAGACAAGAACAGGUCGACAUGUUUAAAGAAAUGAAGGUGUUGGAAGUUGACUAUGUUCGAAUGAUGGGUUCACUUCGAUUAGAAUCAGAUGAGUCACCUGUUGUUGUUAUACAGUUUAGUAUACGCAACCUCAGUGAAGAAAAGAUGCUUCCAAAACUGCAUUUGGAGUUUGCUGAAUCUUUUGACCUAAAGAUGAUUCAGGACAAUGUUCCAACUCACAUCGCUUAUGCAACAGAAACCUUUGAACUGCAGGCGAAUGAGGUUGUUGAAUGUAUAGCACACUUUGAGAUCCUUGGAAACGUAAGGCCAGGGUUAUGCAUUCGAGGAGUUUUGUUCUAUGACGUCGAGGAAUCAUCUACGAUCAACCAGAGCCCAUUUGAGAUACCUAUCCCUGCAAGUCUGUUCUUGAACAGCAAGCAGCCAAUGGAUCCAAUUCAUUUUGCCACGCUCUUGGCUGAACAUGGUGAUGAAUUUGAACACCAUGAGAAUGCAUCGAUUGAAGUACCUUUGCCUUCAGAGACUUCAUCUAUUGAAGGUAUCUUAAUCAAGGCACUCAACAAGGUGACGGCAACAAGUGGAUUAAAUGUAGUAGAAGUUGUUCCUGGAGCUGCGUCUUUAUAUGGUAAAACUGUUCAAGGUGCUCAAGUGGCUGGUCUUUUGAAGUAUACCCUGCAGGUUGAUUCAGAGCCUAAACUUGCUAUUCUAUCGAUCGAUUUAAAAAGCACAGAUGAAGGUUUAUUGGGAGGAUUGAUUCAUGAAAUAUCUUGUAUCAAAAUUGAUUAAAAAAAUCAUUCAUAUCGCACAUGUGCCAAGUAACAGAUUAUUAAAUCAGCCAAUCAAAUUGGACUAUCUUUAUCAUGCAGGUUCAACUUGUUUACACUUGCAGUAUCAAUGUAUUAUCUCUUGUUUGCAAAAGUAAAGAAGGGGAAAAAAAGAGGAGGGAUAAAGGCGG